Messenger RNA from Verticillium nonalfalfae, 1098 nucleotides. RefSeq lists its product as uncharacterized. The record is from RefSeq and is a predicted model, not a curated record. The transcript has a single exon. Lineage: Eukaryota; Fungi; Ascomycota; Sordariomycetes; Glomerellales; Plectosphaerellaceae. Bases 1 to 1098 code for a protein of 365 amino acids.
AUGAUGUCCUCAUACUUGGGCGUCGCCCAAGCCGGCCCGUCCGCGGCCAUGUACCAGCAGCACCCUUCAGACGCCUUUCUAGACGAUAUAUCUCGACAGAUGGCCAUUUCACAGGCCUCCCGACGGCUUUCUAGGGGCUCGACCUGUCAGCAACGAGCGGGAAGUGCCAUGAGCACCGCCAUGCGAGUUGUCAAGCCUACCAGUGCCAACAGCAGCCCGAGAUCAACCAUGGCGGCCAGGCGGAGGACACUGAUGGGCGACGGUUCUCUGGCAGCAAGGCGAAGGCAGCAGGUUGUGGACCAGAAUGUUUGGCCCCUCACGCAGGAGAUGCCAAGUUCUCAAACUCGACCCAGCCGCCCCCUCAGCUGGCACCCCUCAUCCUACUAUCACGGCCAGAUGUCGGCGCCAGCACAACAGCAUCUCGCCCAGUACCCGUUCCCUACCUACAACGACUACGAGCUUGCAUCUGGCAUGCAGUCUCACUACUCGCCAGUCCCGGCCUACUCGUGCAGCACGUCUCCCAAUUCUGCAUUUUCGCCCCUCGCUCUGCCGUACAACAGCUUCGACGCGGCCCCUUGUCUGCCCGUAGAAGGCUGGGGUGUCGCACCUCAACCCACGCCAAGUUAUGUAUCGGCCCAUGUGCCGAGCACCUUUGUCGAGCCGUUCCCUGUGAUGCCGACGUGUGACUAUGCCAGCUCGAACACGACGUCGCAGUGGAACUCGUUCGCCGCGCACGGGUUCAACAGCACCUCGCCGCCGACGCCUGAGAAUCUCCCCCAGGCACAGCAGCAACAGCCCGUUGUGUCGUCGGAGGACGCCAUUCCCUACGAGCCGCUGAACGAGGCGGAAGAGGAGGGCGAGAUCCUGGUGGGCAUGGGCCUCUACGAUGCGCCAGACAAGUACGAGGACGAUCCUCAACUCAGCCACUCACGGUCGGCCAUGUCGUCCCUGCUCGGCGCCCCGUAUCGCGGUCAAGAAGGCACAGGCAAGGGUCUCAAGUUGGAAGAGUCCUGGCAGCCGCCCGAGAGCGAUGACGAGGACGAAGAUGGCGAGGGAGAGGCCACCGACGAGACGGCCAAGGACGACGAUGAUGAGUAG